Molecule: messenger RNA, 1562 nt
Organism: Lolium rigidum
Lineage: Eukaryota; Viridiplantae; Streptophyta; Magnoliopsida; Poales; Poaceae
Product: glutamate dehydrogenase 2, mitochondrial
Exons: 9
Coding region: 26-1261 (411 amino acids)
Biological process (GO): L-glutamate catabolic process
Cellular component (GO): mitochondrion
Molecular function (GO): L-glutamate dehydrogenase (NAD+) activity
Source: RefSeq, a predicted model, not a curated record
GGGUGCCGCCGCCGCCGCAGGAGCCAUGAACGCGCUCGCCGCGACCAGCCGCAACUUCCGGCAGGCCGCCAGGCUGCUCGGCCUCGACUCCAAGCUCGAGAAGAGCCUGCUCAUCCCCUUCCGCGAGAUCAAGGUGGAAUGCACCAUCCCCAAGGACGACGGCACGCUCGCCUCCUUCGUCGGAUUCCGCGUGCAGCAUGACAACGCCCGCGGGCCCAUGAAAGGUGGCAUCCGCUACCACCCGGAGGUUGAUCCAGAUGAAGUUAAUGCGCUUGCCCAACUGAUGACAUGGAAGACUGCCGUUGCGGCGGUACCAUAUGGUGGAGCAAAGGGAGGAAUUGGGUGCUCUCCUGAUGAACUGAGUAGGAGCGAGUUGGAGCGUUUGACGCGUGUAUUUACCCAGAAAAUUCAUGAUCUUAUUGGAACUCAUACCGAUAUUCCGGCUCCAGACAUGGGAACUAAUGCACAGACCAUGGCAUGGAUCUUUGAUGAAUACUCGAAAUUCCAUGGUCACUCCCCAGCUGUUGUCACUGGGAAGCCCAUAGAUCUUGGUGGAUCAUUAGGUAGGGAUGCUGCUACUGGACGGGGUGUAAUGUAUGCUACUGAGGCUCUCCUGGCUGAAUACGGGAAGUCCAUUUCAGGAUCAACCUUUGUUAUUCAGGGAUUCGGUAAUGUUGGUUCAUGGGCUGCGCAACUCAUCCAUGAGAAAGGCGGUAAGGUAAUUGCACUUGGAGAUGUAACAGGCUCAAUCAGGAACAUGGCAGGGGUAGACAUACCUGCUCUGAUGAAGCACAGAAAUGAGGGUGGUCACAUGAAAGACUUUCAUGGUGCGGAAGUCAUAGAUUCCGCAGAGUUGCUAGUGCAUGAAUGUGAUGUUCUCAUCCCAUGCGCUUUAGGUGGAGUCCUUAGCAGGGAAAAUGCACCUGAUGUAAAGGCCAAAUUUAUAAUUGAAGCUGCUAAUCAUCCGACUGAUCCAGAAGCUGAUGAGAUUCUUACCAAAAAGGGAGUGAUUGUCUUACCAGAUAUCUAUGCUAAUUCCGGUGGUGUGAUUGUUAGCUAUUUUGAGUGGGUUCAGAACAUUCAAGGGUUCAUGUGGGAUGAAGAGAAGGUGAACAUGGAGCUCCACAAGUACAUGAACAGCGCUUUUCAGCACCUCAAGGCAAUGUGCAAAACACACGAUUGCAACCUUAGGAUGGGAGCAUUCACCUUGGGUGUCAACCGGGUUGCGCGUGCCACACUCUUGAGGGGCUGGGAGGCAUGAGGAAAUCCAGAUUUCUCGUCAAAUAAUUUAUGUCUGACACCAUGGUGGAUCGUAGUUCUUAUAAACACCAUUGUUGAUCUGAUAAAUUCAUCACAAGUUGAUGGUAUGGGAGUUCAAUUGAAAUAAUUUUCGGGGUACAUGACAGAGAUGAUGGGUUGGGUUUGUUCUUUCUUGUAGUUAAGUCUCUGCCUUUGGGUUGCUAACUGUGGUGAUCCAGUUCUGGGUGAUUGUAAGCCUUAAAGAGUUGUUGACAGUGUCACAAAAGCUUCUGCAGUUUAAUAAAAAUUAAUAUUUCGGCCAA